Dentiscutata erythropus is the source of this 631-nucleotide messenger RNA. Lineage: Eukaryota; Fungi; Glomeromycota; Glomeromycetes; Diversisporales; Gigasporaceae. The record is from the annotation of a GenBank genome assembly.
AGAAGCACAAUAUGGUGAUGAAGAAGAUGAUGAUGGUAGCGAUGGUGAAUACGAGAAACGUCAUUUAAUUUCCAAAGUUAAAAGAGAUCAUGAUGAUGGAGAAGAUAGCGAUGAUGGAUACGAAAAACGUCAUUUAAUAUCCAAUGUUAAAAGAAGUCGAGGAGGACAUUUUGGUGGACAUGGAAGACAUUUUGGUCAUGGUUUUGGUCGUCAUGGAUGGGGCCAUGGAUGGGGCGGCGGAUGGUGGCCAGGGUAUGGUUAUGAUGAUUGUGGUCCUUAUGAUUAUGAUGAUUGUUAUGGUGGUUAUUAUAAAAAGCGUGAUUUAAUACCCAUAGUUAAAAGAGAAGCACAAUAUGGUGAUGAUGAUGGCGAGGAUGGAUACGAAAAACGUCAUUUAAUUUCCAAAGUUAAAAGAGAAGCACAAUAUGGUGAUGAUGAAGGCGAAGAUAGCGAUGAUGGAUACGGCCCAGCUGAAGAAAAACGUAGUGGAUGGUAUCAUCGACCAUAUGAUUACGAUUGGCCAUAUUAUCGUCAUCAUUAUUAUUUGGAUGAAUCACAUAAUAGAUAUGAUGACAAACACAUUACGAAGGAUCAUCAUGAUAACCAUCACAUACAUGAAAGUUCUAGUUAA